Molecule: messenger RNA, 2315 nt
Organism: Phymastichus coffea
Lineage: Eukaryota; Metazoa; Arthropoda; Insecta; Hymenoptera; Eulophidae
Gene: Arpc4
Product: actin-related protein 2/3 complex subunit 4
Exons: 4
Coding region: 193-699 (168 amino acids)
Biological process (GO): actin filament polymerization; Arp2/3 complex-mediated actin nucleation
Cellular component (GO): Arp2/3 protein complex; actin cytoskeleton
Molecular function (GO): actin filament binding
Source: RefSeq, a predicted model, not a curated record
UGUAAGCGGUGAAACAAGAGAGCAAGCAAGACCCAGCCCCAGCAUAUACCUACUACACAACGCGUGAUGUGUCAUUUCCUGCGUGCAGCAACUCAACAACCUCGUCGUCGGUGAGAGAGCACAAUAUAAUUGCGUGCAGCAUCCUUGUGGAUUUUUUCGGCAAGAAUCCCGCUGAAUUUACCUUCGGCGAUAAUGUCAAGCUCUUUAAAGCCUUACCUCACAGCAGUGAGACGCACAUUGACUGCAGCUAUGUGUCUUGAGAAUUUUUCAUCUCAAAUUGUUGAAAAACACAAUAAGCCAGAAGUAGAAGUAAGAGCCAGUAAAGAGUUGCUUUUGACACCAGUUUUAAUCAGCCGGAAUGCCAAUGAGAAAGUCCUCAUUGAAUCAAGUAUAAAUAGUAUGAGAAUAAGCAUAGCUGUGAAACAAGUAGAUGAUUUAGAGAGAAUUUUGUGCCACAAAUUCACAAGAUUCAUGAUGAUGCGAGCAGAAAACUUUAUGAUCUUGAGGAGAAAACCUGUACCAGGCUAUGAUAUUAGCUUUCUGAUUACUAACAUCCAUACAGAACAGAUGUAUAAACAUAAAAUUGUGGACUUUGUUAUUCAUUUCAUGGAGGAAAUUGAUAGAGAGAUCAGUGAAAUGAAACUGUCAAUGAAUGCUAGAGCUCGUACAUGUGCUGAAGAGUUUUUAAAGAGGUUCUAGUCCAAAGCUUCUAAAAGGUACUAAAUUUGAAAAAGAAACAAGAAUGCAGUUAUGACAUGGAUGUAUUCUGUUGAGAAAACUACCUAUCGUCUGUUAUCUAUCUCUGGUUUUGUGCACUCUGGAAUAGUACCAAACUUUACCUUGUUAUUGCUGUUGGUAGUGCAUCGUAUGAGUGAAAAUCUAUGUGCUAAAAAAAUGAAAAAAAAAAUGAUAUGAACUAUGAGUGCUCUGAAUACAAGCACAAUGAAGUAGAAAGUGUGUGAAUGUCAUUUUUGUAUGUAUGCAGCAUUCUCAAGGGAAUACUGAGUCUUUCACAUACUUACUUGAGUAACUAAAUUUAUAAUUCAAACUUACUUGUUUCUGUGAUUUAAGAAAUCCUUGUGUUUUUAGUAUAAUCGGUUUGGUUUAAAUAUAGCAUGAUUUAUAUUUGAUCAGUUAUCUGCUAUAUCAAAAAAUUAAUAAAAAAAUUUGGUACCAUUGUUAUUCAAGUAAGUCAUAAAAAUAGUGUGCCAGUCAUAUUGGGCACUGGAUGCCUUUGGAUAUCGAAACUGCUAAAGUCAAUUUAAUAUAAUUGGCUAUCAGUCACUGGUCGCAACUGACAAGGCUCUGUGUUAGCCGUGGGGGCAUUUUUUUUUUGUAAAGUGUGUUUACUCAAGGUCUUUAUUAACGAAUCGCAAUAUUAUGUUAAGGAUCAUGAGUAUUCCGACUGAGAUUGGCAUUUAUCGUAUUUUAUUUACAUGUUCUUUUUUUUUCAACAAAAUACGUAUUAGAAAUCAAUUACUUAAUUAACCAGAAGAAAAAAUUGUUAUAAUUGUGUAUUAUAAUGUCGAUGAACUAACAUGACUUCUCUGUGUGAACACAAUAAAAUUUCGUCAGAUAUAUAUUAUUUCGUACAUAGUAAAUAAUAUGAAUAAAUAAGCAGGGAAAAAGUAUUCAAAUAUAAUUAUUAAUAGUUUUCUUUUCGAGAUCGAGAGAUUUCUUAUAUUUAAAUACUUGAAGGAUUGCGUUUAACAAUUAGUUGAUACGCUCAUAAGCGCGCAACAAGAAUGAGAAUGAUUGUAUUAAAGGUACAUAAUACUAAGAAGCUCAAGUAAGUUGUUGGAUAAAAACGUGAAUUACGUCGAAUGGGUCAGUGUUGAGCAAGAAUAUUAUUAACGUCCACAUGCAUGUUCUUCGAAAAAAAAAAGAAAAAUGGAAUUCCUUUUUUCUUUUUUGAAUGAUGUGUACAAUAAUCGAGUUCAACGACUGCCAAUUUGUUGAAGUUACGCAUCUUUGUAAAACUCGUUCCUUGCGACGCACUGAAUAUUAAAUGAUGAACUCGAGGCAACUCUGUUGUAUAUUGUCAUUUUUGUAAUUCGCGCGAGGCAUAUUUACAAUCUGCUCCUACCAUCUUAUACCUUAUAUUUAUAAUAAAAGCUCGCUCGAACAUCAGGAAACGUUUCUUGGUUUUCAUUUACCGAAUCUGUAAUUUGUCUAGUUUUACAUUUUUAUCGUACUACAUUUUUAAUCAUAAAAAUAAAAAAUUUAUUACUUAAAACGCGCCGAUUAAUUUUAUAUUUGUAUUACAUUUUGUGUACUUAAAAAACCAACAAAUAAGAUUUAUUAAAAAAAUACAA